This is a messenger RNA of Macrosiphum euphorbiae (potato aphid), 2544 nucleotides long. NCBI's taxonomy places the organism in Eukaryota, Metazoa, Arthropoda, Insecta, Hemiptera, Aphididae. The record is from the annotation of a GenBank genome assembly.
AUGGCCGACACAACGAUCGCCGGUGGUCGACGACGCGGUAUCGACCGACGCAGCGGACCCUAUACCGACCGCCGCGGCAACCGACCCUAUACCGACCGCCGCGGCAAGCGACACGAUAUCGACCGCCGCGGCAACCGACAAGAUAUCGACCGCCGCGGCAACCGACCCUAUACCGACCGCCGCGGCAACCGACACGAUAUCGACCAUCGCGGCAGCCGACACGAUAUCGACCAACUCGGCAGCCGACACGAUAUCGGCGGCCCCAGAGGGUUUGAUGCCGACCUCGGCGAACCGUUUUCGAACAACGACGUCCAUUCACAUAGUGAACAUAAAAAUUAUUGUACUUCAAAGCCUAACAUUAUUCAAAAAGGUGAAUGCUACCCAUAUCGUCAAACUUAUAAUCAAAAUGUUUCAUUCAAACCAUACAACCGUGGAGAUAAUACUAUUUGGAAAAACUUGGAUACUAAAAUUGGUUUAGUUCAAAAUCAAUUGGAUGUUGAACUUUCAAAAUAUAAUAGACAAUCUAGAAAUAAUAUUCAUCAAAGGGAUCGUAGCCGUGGUGGUUAUAGCAACUUAAAAAACUCAUCAUGCACUGUAACAGAAAGUAUAACUGGUUGGUAUUCAAUAAAUGUGACAAAUGCUGAAGAAUUUGAUGAAGUAUUGAAAAAAAUUAAAAUCCAUAUAUCACCAGUAACAUUUUAUCCAUACAAUAAACAAUAUUCCGAUAAUUCAUUAAGAUUUCUUGUUGAUGAUUAUAAAGUUGCGAAAGCAUUGCACAAUACUAGCUACAAGAUAACACAAAGAGAUGAUCGAAAAUUAAUUAUUAAGGUCUUACCAUUUAUACCCAAACGAAACCUUAUAUCAUUCACACCAAUAUCCAGUGAAGUAAGAGAGAAAAUGAUGGAGGCCGUGGUGACUCGUUACAAUCCUAGUACCAAGAUUUUAGAUUUGUCGCAAUUUCAUGCUUGUUCACUGUUUACCAAUAAUCAAUUAUUUGUUCCAUUAAAUCGACCAGCCGUUCUUUUAGCAGCACUUAAUAUGGCGGCUCAAUAUACCAAGCAUGACUUGUAUUGUUUGAAUCUUGCCAAAAAUUACAUAUAUUUAGGUGAAGGACUUACAUGGAUACGUAGAUUGUUCCCUGAACUAAAAGUGUUGGAUUUAGCUGAUAACAAAUUGUCUGAUUUAAAUGAACUAAGGAGUCUCUUAGGUUAUACAGUUGAAGUGCUCAAUUUGUCCAGAAAUCCAGUAUGCAAUUCAAUGGACAAAGAGUGUUACAGACGGGAUGUUCAAAAACUAUUUCCUAUGUUAAUCAAUUUGGAUAACUUAAAUAUGCCUUGUUUGUUAAACUUUGGUACUAAGUUGAAAAUGCCAAUCAACCUGGGAAAUAGUUACCCAAUACUACAGUACGGCUGCAACUUAAUACAAUCAAAUCCAUUAAUUACUCUAGUAGAAUUAUUCCUAACAAAAUACUAUGAACAGUAUGAUGAUAAAAUGUCCAGACAAAUGGUAUUAGAAGCCUACCAUGAAAAUGCGACGUUUUCAUUAUCUAGUUGUUUACUAAACACAUGUAACCAGGGUAGUCUAGCGGAUUACUUGCCAAAAAGUCGAAAUUUGUUGAUAUCCGGCCUUAACAAAAAUAUAAAUAGUUUUAUACACAAAGGUAAAGCAAAUAUAUUAAGCAUUUUAGAAAAUUUACCCAAAACAAAACACGACUUUGGCUCAUUCAUUAUUGAUGUACCAUUUGCAAGUUCUACAAUAAUACAGGUUGUAGUGAACGGUGUGUUUGCCGAAGAAUAUAAUGAAAACCACAAUUAUCAAGUAUUUCGAUCGUUUUGUAGGACAUUCAGUUUAGUGCCGGCUGUAAAUGGUUGGGUGAUAUUAAGUGACAUGAUGCUUGUAACAUUAGUCUCCUCCGAGUUAAUGGCAGAAUCAACAAAACGGUUCUAUAUUUUUAAGCCAACGAUGACGAAUAAUACAUAUAAUAGAACCAGUUUACAAACAACAAUACAGGAUACAUUGCCUGAUGUAUUGUCAACUUUAGGUUUCAAGACAUCCAUACCAAAAUGUCCAUCAUCAGCAUCUUUUUUAUCUAAAGAACUCCCUCCAUUGUCACUGCCUAGGAAUCCACAGCAAACCUCAGCUUGUCAAACAAAUUUUCAGACAUCUGUCAUACAGAACUUACAGUCAUCUCACCAGCAACAGAAUCCCCCUGCAGCAGAAACAGUUGGUAUCCUAUUAAACUCUCAAGAGUUCAAUUCAUCAUGUCCCAUGUCCAAUUCUAAAUUAUCAUUUCCUGUAAACAACACAAAACCAAUAAAGUCAGAAUACUUCACAACAUCUACCAAAAUGCAUUUAAAUUCUGACAGUAAUAUUGACAAUACCAAUAACGAAUUGUUAAUGAUCAAGAGGUUUUCAAAUGAGACAGGAAUGAACAAUAAAUGGUCAAAAAAGUGCUUGGUCGAUAAUAAUUGGGAUUUUGCCAAAGCUACAUUGUGUUAUUCAAAACUAAAAUCUAAUAUUCCUUCAAUAGCAUAUGAACACUGA